Aspergillus terreus NIH2624 is the source of this 2589-nucleotide messenger RNA. Its product is annotated as putative long-chain fatty acid transporter. The record is from RefSeq and is a predicted model, not a curated record. NCBI's taxonomy places the organism in Eukaryota, Fungi, Ascomycota, Eurotiomycetes, Eurotiales, Aspergillaceae. Gene Ontology annotation, molecular function: long-chain fatty acid transmembrane transporter activity; long-chain fatty acid-CoA ligase activity. Bases 1 to 2589 code for a protein of 862 amino acids. The transcript has 5 exons.
AUGGUGCCGGUUCCUUCUUUACCAGACGUCCCCCUAUCUAUCGCCGCCCCCGCCGUCGCCACCACUUUAGCUUAUCUCAAUGCCAAAUACUCCCUUUUUUAUGAUGUUAAGCUCAUCGGUGGCCUUAUCAAGACCGUUUUUCGGUCCCGCAUGGCUAUGCGCCGCGACACCUUGAACCUGUUCUACACACUGGAAGAGCGAGCCAAAGCCCCAGCGACACAGAAUCUCCCCUUCCUCACAUAUAAUGGCCGCGCUUGGACAUUCCUCGAGACCUACCAGCUCGCCCUUCGGUAUGGCACUUGGUUCAAGAGAGUCCACCAUAUCAAACCCAAGGACAUUGUCGCACUUGACUUCAUGAAUUCCUCCACCUACCUCAUUGUCGUUUUCGGUCUCUGGAGCAUCGGCGCUGUCCCCGCCCUGAUCAACUACAAUCUCACCGGAAAGCCACUGUCACACUCUAUCCAGACCUCGACCGCUCGAGUACUCCUGGUCGACGAAGAGGUGCGCCCGAAUUUCACACCGGAGCUAAUGGCGACGAUGACUGCUCCGGAUUUCCGUGAAGGCCAAGGUCCGGUUGAGAUUGUCUUCCACACCGCCGACAUUGAAGCCCAGGUGAUGCAGACAGAGCCCAAUCGUGAAGAUGACAAGGCUCGGGGUGGUUUGAUCUUGCGCGACAUGGCUUUACUGAUCUACACCAGCGGGACUACCGGACUGCCCAAGCCCGCGAUUGUCAGCUGGUGGAAAGUUUGGGCCGGUGGACUGUUCAUCACCAACUGGCUCGAAUUUUCCAAGAACGAUCGCGUUUUUACUUGCAUGCCACUCUACCAUUCGUCGGCAUUUGUGCUCGGCUUCGUCGCAUGUCUGAUGGGCUCAGCAAACCUAGUCAUUGGCCGAAAGUUCUCUGCGCGGAACUUUUGGCGCGAGGCGCGCGAGAACGACGCGACAGUCGUUCAGUAUGUUGGUGAGACUCUGCGGUACCUUAUGGCUGUUCCGCCAGCCGUCGAUGCCACUACCGGGGAGGAUCUGGAUAAGAAGCACAAUAUCCGUCUGGUGUACGGCAAUGGAUUGCGACCGGACAUCUGGAACCGAUUCAAGGAGCGUUUCAACAUCCCUACGAUUGCCGAGUUCUACGCCGCUACGGAGGGAACCUCAGGAUCCUGGAAUCUCUCAUCGAAUGAUUUCGCCGCUGGAGCAAUCGGCCGCAACGGCGGUCUUUCCAGACUGAUCAUGGGCGGCGGCAUCAAAGUCGUCGAGGUCGACCACGAGACCCAGCAGCCCUGGCGUGAUCCCCAGACGGGAUUCUGCAAGGUGGUUCCCCGUGGUGAGCCUGGGGAACUUCUCUACGCCAUCAACCCCACCGACCCGUCCGAGAACUUCCAGGGAUACUAUAAAAACUCCAAGGCCACAGAGGGCAAGAUCAUUCGCGAUGUCCUCCGCAAGGGCGACGCAUUCUUCCGCACAGGUGACAUCAUCCGAUGGGACAACGAGGGCCGCUGGUACUUCAACGACCGUAUCGGCGACACCUUCCGAUGGAAGAGCGAGAACGUGUCCACCAGCGAGGUGGCCGAGGUGCUGGGCACUCAUCCGGACGUGCACGAGGCCAACGUGUACGGUGUGGCGUUGCCCAACCACGACGGACGUGCCGGCUGCGCCGCCGUGAUUCUGGAGCAGCAGCACCACGCUGAGAACCCGUCUGUGCUGGUGCCACCUUCCCAGGCGACACUUGAUGGGCUCGCUGCCCACGUCCUUAAGAACCUCCCCCGCUUUGCUGCGCCGCUGUUCCUCCGAUUCACCCCGGAGAUGCAAGGCACGGGUAACAACAAGCAGCAGAAACACGUGCUGCGCACUGAGGGCGUCGAUCCUUCACUGGUUAGCGCCGCUGACAGGGUGUACUGGUUGCAGGGUGACAAAUAUGUCCCGUUCGAACCGAAAGACUGGAGCAGACUGCAGGGUGGACAGGUCUUGGAACACGAAGAGAGUCGACCUUCACCGUCCCACGACACGCAACUCCACAAUGCGAAGCGGUGGAUACACGACCGCCGCAAAGCCAAACGCCAGCCACAUACCGAGAUCUGCCGGCAUAGCGAGGGUCUUCGGAAUAGGACCGACGAAAUACGACUGAGACUACAGGACGCCCAUCGGCAGCUUAUGCGCGGUAUUCCAUAUGGACCAGUCAUAGUCACCCUUCCGACGGAAGAUGCACGCCUCCUCCAGACAAACAGCCAGCCACACAGCGAUCCAGUAGCUCAUCAGCGGGAGGAACGCCUCCAUGAUCUCGCGGAGGUAGUCUCUCGCCACGACCGCGCAGACGGUGCACACGAUGACCUCGACGGUGGUGAGGAGCGGGCGCGGGACGCGGGGCCCGUAGCGGCCGAGGAUCAUCUGGAGGUUGAGGCCGGCGGAGUACGUGCAGGGGAUGUUAUUGGAGACGGCGCUGAGAAGGAGCAUGACGGCGCAGAGGCGGCCGAAGCCGUUGAGCGUGGAGAAGGCUACGGUCAGCAGGCUGCCCUGCGAGGUAAGCGAGGCGUCCAUCCAGUUUCCGUUGGAGGAGACGCCGGUUGCGAGGCCGAUGCCGAGGAGGGUGGUUAG